Messenger RNA from Cyphomyrmex costatus, 1217 nucleotides. RefSeq names its product methyltransferase-like protein 22. The transcript is spliced from 6 exons. The coding region runs from base 234 to 1193 and encodes 319 amino acids. The record is from RefSeq and is a predicted model, not a curated record. Gene Ontology annotation, biological process: protein methylation. NCBI's taxonomy places the organism in Eukaryota, Metazoa, Arthropoda, Insecta, Hymenoptera, Formicidae. Gene Ontology annotation, molecular function: protein methyltransferase activity. Gene Ontology annotation, cellular component: nucleus.
GCAAUGGCGCCGUACAGUAAAACGUUUAUUCGGUGAUUUAACAAUGCUGGAUGAUGCGAUCGAAGUCAGGAGAAACGAACGGACUAGAUAAUAAAGUCCGUGAGAUCUAUAAAUAUCGUAAAAGGAGACAGAUUAAGUUCGAAUGACUCCGUUCUCGAUUUUACCGAAUUGAAAGGUCAUAACCACAACAUCUGUUGACGUUCGUGCAAUAGCACGGUUGAGUAAACAGCAAAAUGACAGGCACAACUGACGAAAAUGCCACGAGGAAGGAGGAGAUUGAGAUCACGUUGUCGAGGAAACGACGCAACGAUUGGCCACUCAAAACGCGUACCAAGACGGCGAUGCAUAAAGUAACAUCGGAAAUAUACACAGAAAAUGAUCAUAUCUCUGAAAAGCUUGACAAUGGCAAUGCGGUGACUGAAUUCAUUUUUAAAUGCCCAUCUUAUAUGAUUGAGGCAGAAUCCACAGCCGAGACGCUAAAUUAUGACAGUGACGAUGAUCUAGAUGUAAAUAGAGACAAAGAAGGAGUAAUUCUAAUAGAGCAUAGCGUAUCUACAGAGCUCAAUUUAGUCGGUUUACAAGUGUGGAGAGCCGCUCUCUUGUUAGCCGACUACAUUCUGUCGCAUCAGGACUUGUUUAGAAAUCAAAUAAUUUUAGAAUUAGGAUCUGGAGUUGGUUUGACCAGCAUCAUAGCGAGUUACUUAGCUAAAGAAGUCAUUUGCACCGAUAUCAACAUAGGUGAUAUAUUAAAUCUAAUUGAACGGAAUUUUCUGAGGAAUUAUGCAUACGUUAGAUCGGGUUAUCAUAUCGAGGAAGUGAAUUUUUUAAACUUAGAAUGGCCAAAAAAGUUAGAGGAGAAAUUGCAAAGUGCAAAUAUUGUACUGGCUGCGGACGUGAUAUACGAUGACAAAAUCACGGAUGGAUUUGUCCGCACAUUGAUGAAACUUCUAUACACAAAAAAGAAAAAAAUAAUUUACAUCGCUCUCGAGAAAAGAUAUGUUUUCACUGUCGCUGAUUUGGAUACGACUGCUCCAAUGUACGAAGAAUUUUUACGUUGCGUCGAAAAGUACAAAAUGAAUUGGUCUGUAGAUUACAUUAAUAUAGAUUUUCCGCGCUACUUCAAAUAUGAUAGAGUCAAACAUUUGGUUUUAAUGAAGAUACAGAACAAUACAAAAUCUGUUGCACAUACAUAACGAAUAAUUUUUGUUUUAAUCAGA